UCAAUAAUAAGUUAUGGGAUCAUGGAAAGCUUACAGAUCUUUGUUCUUCACAGCAGAAGUGGUUUUCUUGUCACUAUAGUAACACCUUACUGGAGACCAAAGUUCAGUUAUUUUACAACUUCUUUACCACUGCUUUUAGUUCAAAGUUUAUUGCUAUAAAUCUGUGCCAAUAGAGACAUCGCUAAAUCCUCCCGUUCUCUAGCAGCAGAAGGAAAUCCUUCAUUCACUGAAUUUCUCACCAAAAGAACCCAAGUACCAAGGGGAAAAAUCCUUGACUCCCUGAAAAAAAUGCCAUCCAAGAGAAAGUCCCUGAUGUUUGCCUCUGCUUCUUUCAUGAGCACUUGCUCCUUUGUGGUGAUUUGCCUUGUUCUUGCAACUAAAAACUGGGUUUCAAGUACGAUUAGCUUUACUUCCGGAAUGGCCAAUACAACAAUGUUCUUUUCUUAUGGGCUUUUUGAAGGACAGUGGUCAGCAACAGUGGUUAAUGGAAUUGCUAUGCCAGUGACCAGUUUUCAAGUUGCAGACUUGAUGGAUAACGGCACAGUGAAGAGUCUCAGCAUCGUGGUCAUCCUUCUUAUAGUUCUCAGCUUGCUCAGCUCCUUCCUGAGCUCAGGGUUUACCUGCUAUAAUUCUGUCAGCAAUCCAUAUCAGACCUUUUUAGGGCCUAUCGGAGUCUACACCUGGAACUCUAUAUCGGGUAUCUGCAUUUUUUUGACGAUGAUACUGUUUGCUGUGAAUGUGGAAGCAUAUGAACUAUCUGUUCAACUGGCCUUCAAAACAACUUCUCACCCUUCAAGACCAUACAAGCUAUCCAACUCUUAUGGAUAUUCAUACUGGAUCAUGUUUCUUAUAAUCCUUUUAAAUGCUGCAACCAUCAUCAUAAUUGUUUUAUACCAAAAAGCAAGAUAUUCAAAAAGGAAGGAACAAGAGAGACCCAUGGAAAGUGCACCAAAAGAUGGGAUUUUAUUUUAAUAGCAUCUGUAACUGCAUUUCACAUGUAAGUAAGGCAUGCUGACCUACACAGACCCCAAGCAGGAAUAAUUAAGUCCAGGAUUGCUUCCUACCUGACUAAAAUAAAACAAUGCUGUGUUAACAAUCAGAAUUGAUAAUGGAAAAGCAUAUGGCUGGAUCUGCAGAUUGAUUCUGAUAAUGGCAGCACUCUCCCCCAUGCAAGAAGUUCUUCCACCAGAAG
Heteronotia binoei (common prickly gecko) is the source of this 1192-nucleotide messenger RNA. It is a transcript of the gene CLRN3, whose product is annotated as clarin 3. The coding region runs from base 289 to 972 and encodes 227 amino acids. The record is from RefSeq and is a predicted model, not a curated record. NCBI's taxonomy places the organism in Eukaryota, Metazoa, Chordata, Lepidosauria, Squamata, Gekkonidae. The transcript is spliced from 3 exons.